AUGCACCCGGCGCUGGGCCACCCUCGCGCGCUCUCGUCCGCGACCGCCUCCUUUCCGCCGCCCCCCGCCGCCUCCCGGCUCCAGCCCCUCUUCCUCCGGGGGGGCUCCUCCCGCGGCCGGAGAGGCUCGGGCGACAGCAGCACCAGCACCAGCACCAGCCGCGGGGGGGGCGGCGGCAGACGCGGCGGGGGCGGCGGCUCCCCGAGCAGCAGCACAGGCGCGGAGCGAGAGGACGACGACGAGAGCAUCAGCAUCAGCAAGCCCCUGGUGCCCGCCGCCGCCGCCGCGCUCCCGGGGCCCCCGGCUCAGGGGGGCGUCCCGGUCUCCGCCACCGCGCCCGCCGCCGCCUCCUCCACUUCCACGCCCACCUCCUCCUCCUCCUGCAGCAUGACCGCCGCGGACUUCGGCGCGGGCGCCGCGGCCGGCACCGUCGGGGGCCCCGGGAGCCGCUCGGCGGCGGGCGCAGGCGGCACCGGGACCGGCGGCGCCGCCUCCUGCUGCUCGUGCUGCUGUUGUUGUUGCGGCCGCCCCACUCGCUCGAGCCGCAGGGGUCGGCGCCGGGGCUGCUCGCCGAGCCCCGGGUGCCGCUGGGGUUACCAGGCGCUGUCUGUGGUGCUGCUGCUGGCGCAGGGCGGUCUGCUGGACCUGUACCUCAUCGCUGUCACUGACCUGUACUGGUGCUCUUGGAUCGCCACCGACCUGGUGGUGGUGGUGGGCUGGGCCAUCUUCUUCGCCAAGAACAGCCGGGGCCGUCGGGGCGGACCGGUGAACAGCACGCACAACCACCACCAGCUCCACCACCACUCGGCUCCGCCUCUGCACCUAUCCUCUGCGGCGUCGGCGGGGGCCGGGGCGAAGGCCCGCGGGGGCCGAGGAGGUUCUGGAGGCUCCGGGGCCGGGCCGGGGCCGGCCGGGGCAGCGGGCGAGUUCGCCUUUGCGUACCUGGCCUGGCUCAUCUACUCCAUCGCUUUCACUCCUAAGGUUGUGCUCAUCCUGGGCACAUCCAUCUUGGACCUCAUCGAGCUGCGCGCGCCCUUUGGCACCACGGGCUUUCGCCUUACCAUGGCGCUGUCCGUGCCGCUGCUCUACAGCCUGGUGCGUGCCAUCAGCGAGGCGGGCGCGCCCCCGGGCUCGGCGGGUCCCCUGCUCCUGCAGCCUCAGCAGCAUCGCGCCGCGGGCUGCUUCCUGGGCACGUGUCUGGACCUGCUGGACAGCUUCACGCUGGUGGAGCUGAUGCUGGACGGCCGCGUGCCGCUCCCGGCGCAUCUGCGCUACCUGCUCAUCGCCGUCUACUUCCUCACUCUUGCCUCCCCAGUGCUCUGGCUGUACGAGCUGAACACAGCCGCUGCAGCUCCGUCCUGGGGCCAGGCCUCGGGGCCUGGAAGCUGCAGCCGCCUUUUGCGUUUGCUGGGCGGCUGUCUGGUGGACGUGCCCUUGCUGGCGCUGCGCAGCCUCCUGGUCGUGAGCUACCAACAGCCGCUGUCCAUCUUUAUGCUCAAGAACCUCUUUUUCCUGGGCUGCCGUGGCCUGGAGGCUUUGGAGGGCUGCUGGGACCGGGGGAGCUGGGUAUCCCCAAGUCGGGCCAGAAGCAGCUAUGGUGCUCCUCCCUCUGCUCCUCCGCCACCUCCUCCACCACCACCUCAGGGAGGCUCCCAGCGAGGCCACUUGGAAAACGAAGGGGGCCCUCAUGGCUAUGUCAACACUCUAGCAGUGGCCUCUCAGAAUUGAAGCAGCGAAGUGCAGGGACCCUGAUCUUGGCUUUAGGGUUUCCGGCCCCCUUGGCUGUGUUUGAAGGUAACUGUUGAUAAGGCAGAAGGCCAGUGAAUUCUUCUGCACCCCAUGGCUAGAGACUCCUUGGAGGGAGACCAGCACUAUUUCGUGAGGAAGAAAGGCCCAUGUUCACCACAGUCUUCCCUGGCCUGACAUUCAAGGGAUUGGAUACAUGCGCCC
Messenger RNA from Apodemus sylvaticus (European woodmouse), 1950 nucleotides. RefSeq names its product transmembrane protein 121B (gene Tmem121b). NCBI's taxonomy places the organism in Eukaryota, Metazoa, Chordata, Mammalia, Rodentia, Muridae. Bases 1 to 1728 code for a protein of 575 amino acids. The record is from RefSeq and is a predicted model, not a curated record. The transcript has a single exon.